AUGGCUGCAUGGCAAGGGCUUAGAUGCCUCUAUAAUUUAAACUGUCCAAAUACAGUUAUGGAAGAAACCCUGGAAGUAGCUCUGCUUAAAACCAACCCUGAUAAAAGAAAGUUGGAAACCCCUGAAAAACAUCUUGUUAAGGCUAGAAAGUUAGAUAAAGACUCCAGCAAGAGGAACAUUACCAUUGACUCUAAUUUACAAGAUUUUGAGGAGGAUGAGGAUGACCCACAUGAAAAGGAGAAGAAGGAGGUUGGCUCAGGGGAAAGAAGGUCAACUCGUCUCCUUGCUAACAAUAAGAAAGUCAAAAUUGUAACCAAAGAUACCUCCCCUAAAUUGACUGAGGAAUUCACCUCGGAUGAUGAUGAUGAUGAUGAUGAAUCCUCUAGUGACGAUAAAAAGGAUGAGGAAUUUCAAGUAGAAGAGGAGGAAUAG
Molecule: messenger RNA, 432 nt
Organism: Cryptomeria japonica (Japanese cedar)
Lineage: Eukaryota; Viridiplantae; Streptophyta; Pinopsida; Cupressales; Cupressaceae
Product: histone H2A.Z-specific chaperone CHZ1-like
Exons: 2
Coding region: 1-432 (143 amino acids)
Source: RefSeq, a predicted model, not a curated record